Molecule: messenger RNA, 1999 nt
Organism: Boeremia exigua
Lineage: Eukaryota; Fungi; Ascomycota; Dothideomycetes; Pleosporales; Didymellaceae
Exons: 1
Coding region: 65-1999 (644 amino acids)
Source: RefSeq, a predicted model, not a curated record
UGAGACUUACAUACCAAUCUGUCCGUAAUCCAAAAUCCAAAAUCAGGCCAAGAGUCAGUAAGAUAUGGUGCAGGCUAUAUCGCCCGCUCAACACACGUGUGCGCGUAAGAAGAUCUGGCCCAAGAGACCGAGCGACGGGUUCCGCGUGAGAAAGCGCAGAACGCAUAUCACAUACAACCAGAGAGACCACGAGCUCACCGACAACCAACGCUCGUGGAGCCGUGCACUGACCGUGUCUCUGUCGGGAUGGCCUGCCCGACGCGAGUUCCUCAGCGCCCAAAUCGCAGCCCGCAAAGAAGAAACACGGACAAACGUAGCUAGAACUGGAAAGCAGAUCGUAGAUCCUGGUGUCCGGGCUACGACGCCUGUCCAGCGAUCCCGCGUUGACACCGGUGACAAGCAGCACGACGUCGCCCGCAAGGCGUGGGCGCGCAAGGCCGCGCUGAUGCACCGCGCCGGCUCGGGCGCGAAGCAGAUCAGCGCCUGGGACCCCGUGGCGGAAACCUACCUGCGCGACUACGAGCUGGAGAAGCAGAUGGCCGCGUUCAAAGCGGCGCACGAAGCGUCCAGCGCCAGCGACAGCGCCAGCGACAGCGACAGCGACAGCGACACUGACGCCGACGACGAAGAGAGCGGCGGCUCUGCUACGCCAGACGCGAGUCUCGGGGUCGUGGGGCCAGACACUCCGCCGUCGAGCUCCCCCCCAGCAGCGUUCCCGGAGUACUCGCCAGUGCCGCUGGUCGACUGGCGGGCGAAAGCGCGCGCUGGCAUUGCGAAGAAGAAGCUCUCCAUUGGCAAGGGCUGGAGCGCGCUGACGUGGAACCAGAAGUCGAAUGUGCACGAGCGGCUGCUGUUGCUGGAGGACGAUGGGGUUGAUGUCAGGGAGCUGCUGGAGCGGAAGCUGGUCAGUGAGGAGGUGACGGCGCUGGUGCUGGAGCGGGCUGCGAUGCAGGGAACGGAUGGGACGGCGGGGUUGAGGGAAGCGUCGUCGAUGGCGGGAACGGGCGUUGGAGUGUUGCAGACGGCGAUGUCGCCGGUGCUGUCGGGCAGUUCAUCGCUAGCAACUCAGCUGCAAGGAGGACGGCCAGCAGGACCCCCCUGGCACCUGACAGACGCGCCGGUCGUCGAAGACACCACACAGCUAUUCUCACUCCUCGAGCCCUACCGACCACGAGCAUCUUCCCGACUGAAGCGCAAGCGCAGCGACGCCACCGACCAAGCAGACCGCGACGACGCACUCACUGACUCUCCCCCAGCGCGCAAGAAGCGCAACAUCCCCCUCCUCUCCGACGAAGCCCUCGCAUCCCAGGCCCUCCAAGCGCUCAAACACGCCGUCCUGCGCCGCGUAUUCCGCGCCGCGCAAUGCACCUACCAGAAACACGCUCCGCCAACAACCAUAACCCUCACGCCCACUGCUCUACCGCGGUCGCUAUCAGAUUCCAACCCGACCGUGUCGAGCCCCACAGACCGCCAGAGUAGAGAUCCACAGCCCGCAGUCGAAGCCCGCACGUGGACUGUCCCGCGCCGCGGCCUCGCCGCCAUCCUGCGCGAACUGCGCUUCCUGGCCUGCAUACCCACCGAUGCUGACGACGACGCCGAUGCUGAUACAUCCACCAUCGCGCUCUACAACCCAGACUACAACCCAGACUACCACGACACCUCCCCCUUCACCUCCCCGCCUACCGCAGAAACCCUAAUCAAAACCCGCCUCUCCCUCACCCACCAGCAACGCUCCCGCAUCAUCAUCUCCCCAUCCCCAGCCUCAGACGGCGCAGUCCUCCUCCACGGCCCGGCCCUUGCACUCGCGGAGCUUUUUCGCGUCCUGCAGGGCGGGGUACUGCACUGCGCGGCGUGGGAGUGGGAUGGGGUGGGGUUGCGUUCUGGCGGGGGCGGUGGGGGGUCGGGGAGUGGGCGGGAGUCAGGGUGGGAAUGGGAGUUGGGGGGCGAGACGCGGGGGGUGCUUUGGGCUGUAGAGCAGCGGCUGCGAGAGGGGGGGUGA